GAAUUCCAUGGGAGGGUAAGUGGUGUAAAGGUGGAUCAAGUAGACACGACUGGUGCUGGUGAUGCUUUUGUUGCCGGAAUAUUAUCUCAGUUAGCUGCUGAUAUUUCCUUGCUUCAGGAUGAAGGUCGACUUAGAGAUGCUCUCAAGUUUGCAAAUGCAUGUGGAGCAUUGACAGUAAUGGGGAGAGGAGCUAUCCCAGCUUUGCCAACUAGACAAGCCGUGCUCGAUGCUUUGGUUAAUAUAGUUGUUUAGAUGAGCUGAUGUUGCAUUCUAUUAUUUUUCUUUGAGAUUUCUGCACGAUUGAACUGUUGCAAGUAAUGUCUUGUUUUUUGUUUCU
This is a messenger RNA of Asparagus officinalis (garden asparagus), 337 nucleotides long. RefSeq names its product probable fructokinase-6, chloroplastic. The annotation marks the transcript as partial. Gene Ontology annotation, biological process: fructose metabolic process. Lineage: Eukaryota; Viridiplantae; Streptophyta; Magnoliopsida; Asparagales; Asparagaceae. The transcript has 2 exons. The record is from RefSeq and is a predicted model, not a curated record. Gene Ontology annotation, cellular component: cytosol. Gene Ontology annotation, molecular function: fructokinase activity.